AUGGAUAAAAUUAAGGUCAAUUCUCCUAUUGUGGAAUUGGAUGGCGACGAAAUGGCUCACAUAAUGUGGUCACUUAUCAAAGAAAAGCUUAUCUAUCCAUAUCUAGAUUUACCUAUUAAAUAUUAUGACUUGUCUAUACAAAAGAGAGAUGAAACCAAUGAUCAAAUAACCGUUGAUGCGGCUGAGGCUAUUAAAAAAUUUCAUGUGGGUGUAAAGUGUGCCACUAUUACACCAGAUGAAGCCAGGGUUAAAGAAUUCAACCUAAAAAAGAUGUGGGUUUCACCAAAUGGAACAAUUAGGAAUUAUAUUGAUGGCACUUUGUUUAGAGCACCAAUAUUGGCCAAGAAUAUACCAAGAUUUGUGCAAGGCUGGACCAAACCAAUUUACAUUGGAAGACACGCCCAUGCUGAUCAGUAUAAGGCACAAGAUUUCGUCGUUCCAGGGCCUGGGACUGUUGAUUUGAUCUAUACUCCAACUGAUGGUGGCGAAUCUAUUAAAGCAAGAGUUGCAGAUUUCCAAGGAUCCGGUGUAACAAUGGCCAUGUACAACACUGACAUAUCAAUUACUAAUUUUGCCCAUUCUUGCUUCCGCUUCGCCAUAAAGGAAAAAUUGCCCCUUAUGCUAUCCACAAAGAACACAAUCCUAAAAAGAUACGACGGCAGAUUCAAGGAUAUCUUCGAGAAUAUAUUUGAAACUCAUUACAAGGAGGAAUUUGAUAAGCUUGGAAUAUACUACAUGCAUCGUCUGAUUGACGAUAUGGUGGCACAGGCAUUGAAAUCAUCAGGCGGGUUUGUAUGGGCCUGUAAGAAUUACGAUGGGGACGUACAAUCUGAUGUUGUGGCUCAGGCCUUUGGUACAUUAGGCCUUAUGUCAUCAGUUUUGUAUUCCUCCGACGGAAAGAGUUUCUUGGCAGAAGCUGCCCAUGGCACCGUUACUAAGCACUAUAGACAGCACCAACAAGGCCAAGUAACAUCAACAAACCCAAUUGCCAGCAUUGUUGCCUGGGCUAAGGCCUUGGAGUUGCUGGGUGAAAUUGAUAAUAAUGAGAAACUGAUCAGGUUUGCCAAAAGUUUGGAAAAGUGCUCAAUACAAGCUGUUGAGGAUGGUUUCAUGACCAAAGACCUUGCUAUUUUGGCGAAAAAACCCACAUUUUUGGACACCUGUCAGAUGAUUGAGAAGAUUUCUGAAUAUAUUGCUAGGGAUUUUGCUAACAAUUUAACAAAAUAA
Messenger RNA from Babesia microti strain RI, 1227 nucleotides. Its product is annotated as isocitrate dehydrogenase. Gene Ontology annotation, molecular function: magnesium ion binding; isocitrate dehydrogenase (NADP+) activity; NAD binding. The transcript is spliced from 5 exons. Gene Ontology annotation, cellular component: mitochondrion. The record is from RefSeq and is a predicted model, not a curated record. Lineage: Eukaryota; Apicomplexa; Aconoidasida; Piroplasmida; Babesiidae. Bases 1 to 1227 code for a protein of 408 amino acids. Gene Ontology annotation, biological process: isocitrate metabolic process.